AUGCUGUCGCUGAGCUGCGCCGACCCGUGGCCUGAGGGCUCCGUGGGGCUGGAGGAGGAGGUGGUGACCGCGGCCGCGCAGGCGGAGGAGCGGGACAACAACGACAACAACAACGACGACAACAACAACAACAACAGCAGCAGCAUCUGCAGCUCCGUGAACCUGGACGACAGCCUCACCAGUCUGCAGUGGCUGCAGGAGUUCUCCAUCCUCGGCGCCAGCGUUCCGCCGCGCGCUCACCUCCAGCCGCACCUGUUCGGCCAGCACCGGCCGCCGGGCUCCGACGCGCCGGCCUCCCCGCUGGCCGCGGACCCCGCCUCCAUCGGCGGACCCCUGACCCCGGGGAAGCCCACGGCGGCGGCCUACAGCCGGAUGCAGUGCCUCCCGGGCAUCGUGGCGCACGGGCACUGCCCCGACGAGGUGGACUACAAAACGAACGCGCGCAUCAAGCCGCCGUACUCGUACGCGACGCUCAUCUGCAUGGCGAUGCAGGCCAGCAAGAAGACCAAGAUCACCCUGUCCUGCAUCUACCUGUGGAUCACCGAGCACUUCUGCUACUACCGACACGCGGACCCCACCUGGCAGAACUCCAUCAGACACAACCUGUCGCUCAACAAGUGCUUCAUCAAGGUGCCACGGCAGAAGGACGAGCCGGGGAAAGGUGGUUUCUGGAAGAUCGACCCGCAGUACGCCGAGCGCCUCCUGAGUGGCGCCUAUAAGAAGAGGCGGAUGCCGCCGGUCCAGAUCAACCCGGCGCUGCAGAGCCGGCUCCGGGUGAACCUCCAGCCCCGGUCCAGAAGCCCAUGCAGCCCCGCAGGAGGUCAGAGCGGCCUGGGCUUCAACCCCGAGUCCCAGCGGCUCCUCCGGGAGUUCGAAGAGGCGACCAGCGCCGACCAGAACUGGGACCCUCAUCUGGCCGAGGGGACCAUGCUGGGGUCCUGGCCCGUGGUGCGAGGAAGACUUGGCCACAAGAGGAAGCUGGGCUCCAGAAACGACGGCGGCAAAGCCCCCCGGCGCUCCAGCUCCCCGCUGCUCUCCACAGACGAACAGAAGGACAUCGGACCUCUGAAGGGGGACUUCGACUGGGACGCCUUGCUGGACUCGGCCCUCAAUGGGGAGCUCAGUUUGGAUGGAGGAGACCCUCUGAGCCCCAUCAUGAAGGAGGAGGACCUGACAGUGCGGGGGACCCACGUCUCUCCCAUCGACCCCCCCGCGGGGUCAGCGGACAUCCACGUGUUGGCGGAGACGCAAAGGAACACCGACGGGUCGGACUUUGACGAGGAGACCUUCCUCGCCACCGCCUUCCUGGAGAGCCCCUGGCCGGAGGAGGAGGAGCAAGGCCGCAGUGACUUCCUCUGCACCUCCUCCGUCAACCUCGACCAGCUGUUUGACCUCGGAGACUCAUUGGGCGGAGACCCGAGCACCCGGAUUGACACCCUCCUCUGAGGAACCGUUGGUCCUCUUUCACACCGAGAACUCACUGAGGAAUAACUCGUUUAGUUUUUUUUACACUCAAAAAACCCUUGUUGUCUUUUUCGAGAUGUAUUUUUGGAGUUCCUUUUUGAUGUGAAGAAGAAGUGAACAAAGAUUCAACAACGAACAAAACUAUGAAACCCCGAAAUUACUUGAGACAAACAGGCAUUUUCAGAAUCAGGGACACAAAUUAAUCUGUCUUCAUGAAAUAUUUGUUUGCAGAAGCUCAGUGAGGUACUGACAUGGAUGUGUAGAGCGCUGCAGGGAUGACGUAUGUCUGUAGUCCAACAGGAAGUUAGCAUCACUGGUUCCCUCUACAAACAGCCAAUGGGAUUCUUCCAUUGGAUCUUUGGGGAAUUUUGCAGGAAAUAAUCUUUGUGGCAAAAAAACAUGAAUGAUACUCGCGUGUAUCGUAGGGAGCAUACAAGCGGCAGGAAACGCUGGAAAACUUGCCACUUGCAUUCUCUCUCCUGACCACCAGGGGGCGACUCCUCUGGUUGUAUAGAAGCC
Molecule: messenger RNA, 1983 nt
Organism: Cyclopterus lumpus (lumpfish)
Lineage: Eukaryota; Metazoa; Chordata; Actinopteri; Perciformes; Cyclopteridae
Gene: foxj1a
Product: forkhead box J1a
Exons: 2
Coding region: 1-1446 (481 amino acids)
Biological process (GO): regulation of DNA-templated transcription
Molecular function (GO): DNA-binding transcription factor activity; sequence-specific DNA binding
Source: RefSeq, a predicted model, not a curated record